Molecule: messenger RNA, 675 nt
Organism: Adineta ricciae
Lineage: Eukaryota; Metazoa; Rotifera; Eurotatoria; Adinetida; Adinetidae
Source: the annotation of a GenBank genome assembly
AUGAGUUGCUUACUCUUCUUCAAUUUUCUUCUCUUAUUUCUUUCCAUAUCACUUUUCAUUCUGGGUGUAACAACAUCAAGAUGGCUGGUUUUUCUCGAUGAGAACUCCAAUUCCAUGAUAACCGAACGUUCAAAUGGCAUCCUUACAUCUUGUCAACGACUCUACCGUCAAAACAAUCUCGAACAAUACUCGAUUGUAUAUAAUUUAACGAGCAGUAGUCGUGACAUACAGAAUAUCUAUGAUGAUGCCUACGUGUGUUUCAAUCGAUUGUUAAAAUGGCAUAAUUCCUCGAUUAGUGGACCCGACUUAUUAGAUUAUCAAAAAGUUCUGAUCGGUGUCUCGUUCGCUUGUGUAUUUGUUGGUAUAAUUGCCUUAGUUUUCACGCAAACAAUCAACACGAAUGCAUCGUUCGAUAAUAUCCGUUUUUCCAAGUGUAUGAUCGAAUGCUUAUUGAUUGCUAAUAUACUCACAGUUGUUCUAGCGUUGAUUACAUUAGCACUGUUUCUUGGUUUUGAACGUUUGCAAACGAUUACAGCAUAUGGUUAUUCAUUCUGGGCAUUUGUGGCCGGUACAUGUUGUGUUUUUGUCAGUUGUAUUUUAACUGCUGUCUAUCGUAUUGAUGUUGAAUUCGAAUUUCGUCGAUACCGACAUGAGUCUGUAGCGACACUCUGUUGA